This is a messenger RNA of Plasmodium malariae, 963 nucleotides long. Its product is annotated as PIR protein. NCBI's taxonomy places the organism in Eukaryota, Apicomplexa, Aconoidasida, Haemosporida, Plasmodiidae. The record is from RefSeq and is a predicted model, not a curated record. The transcript is spliced from 3 exons. The coding region runs from base 1 to 963 and encodes 320 amino acids.
AUGUCCGGUGUAUUGCAGGAAAAUUUUAUACAAUCACUACCAUCGAACAGAUAUUAUAGACAAAAUAAUGAGUUAAAAGACAAUUACUGCUCAUGGUUUGAAGAGAAGAGUGAAUUUUCAGGAACAAGAUCUAAAUUAAGUAAUUAUGUAAAAGUUAAAAAUGUUGCAGAUAAGCUUACGAGGGCUUUAUGUAGUGUAGCUUUUACUAAUAAAGGAGAUGAAUGUAAAGAAAAAUGUCAUAAUUUGUACUAUUGGUUAGGUAAUGAAUUAUUAUUAAGUGAUAUAGAGGAAAAAUCAUUUUCAGAUGUUAUUGGAAUACUUGAGAAUUUUUCAAAUGUUCUCUAUGAGAGUGGUAAAUGCAAAUGUACCUUUUUUAAAAAUGUUACUAAGGAGAAUUUUGCAAAAAUGAAGAUUGUGUAUGAUUAUUGCAAAGAUUACGAGGAGAUUGAAAAAACUUUGGAACUACAUAAGAAAACAUGUGAUAGUAAAUUUAAUGAUUAUAUUGUUAAAGCUAAUAGUGCUUAUAAUGAAAUAUAUAAUUGUACAGAAAAAUAUUCUGAUACGUAUUGUAUGCAACUUAAAACACAUGUUCCUAGUUGCUUUGUAAAAAAGUUAUCUGCUUUGAAGUGUACAAUAAAUGAUCUUACCGCAGAUGAACAAGGUUCAAGUUAUUAUGAUACUACUCAUAUUGAUCAAGAAUAUGUAAUUAAUCCAUCUGCCUUUAGUUCAUCUCAAAUUUUCCUUUUCUUUGUUCUACCUUUUAUUGGCAUUUUCUUCAUUGGCUUCCUACUAUAUAAAUUUACUCCAAUUGUAUCAUGGAUACAUACUAAAGUAUUAAAGAAAAAAUCAAUUAGACGUAAUUUGGAUGAAAUGGAUAUACUAGAAUUAACAGAAUACACGAAUGAACAAAGAAAAUCAAAUUUAGGUAGAAAACAACUAAAUGUAGCAUAUCAUGCCGCUUGA